Molecule: messenger RNA, 6239 nt
Organism: Asterias rubens (European starfish)
Lineage: Eukaryota; Metazoa; Echinodermata; Asteroidea; Forcipulatida; Asteriidae
Product: ATP-citrate synthase-like
Exons: 27
Coding region: 260-3568 (1102 amino acids)
Biological process (GO): citrate metabolic process; tricarboxylic acid cycle; acetyl-CoA biosynthetic process
Cellular component (GO): cytosol
Molecular function (GO): ATP citrate synthase activity
Source: RefSeq, a predicted model, not a curated record
UGCACGACCAACCACCCCCACACAACACAGUACACACCAUACACACACAGUGUAUCUACUGUGCACGCUCGACUCAGUAGUACAGUACUUUACUGUACAUAUCCGGGUACCGGUUGAUUCACGAAAACCAGGCGAAAGGCAACGAAGCUAACGUAAAAAACGUCUAAGAAUUACACUUUCAAGAAGGUAUUGAACAAAUUCAGGAGUUGUAGAGUCAAAACGAGGACCUGUUAUUAGAUCAGGUAACACAUAAAACAAAAUGUCGGCAAAAGCCAUCCGGGAAGCGGCGGGGAAAAACCUCCUCCAGAAACACCUCCAGUGUGAUGUGACUGCAGCCAAUAGGUGGGCUACAGUCACCGAAGAUGUCAACUGGGAUGAACUGACCAAAGAAAACCCAUGGCUUCUCACUGAGAAGUUGGUCGUCAAACCUGACCAGCUGAUUAAAAGAAGAGGCAAGCUGGGAUUGAUCAAAGUCGGCGUUGACUUACAAGGUGUCAAGGAAUGGCUGACAACGAGGCUCGGAAAAGAAUUUGCCAUUGGGGAGGCCAAGGGGAAUCUCAACAACUUCAUCAUCGAGCCGUUCAUCGCCCACAAGCCGGCCGAUGAAGUCUACAUCUGCAUCUACUGCCUGAGGUCAUGUGAUGUCAUCCUCUUCCAUCAUGAGGGAGGGGUGGACAUUGGUGACGUGGAUGCCAAGGCUUUGAAGUACGAGGUUGGACUGAAUGAAGAUGUAACGGCCAGCACUGUUAAGGAGAAACUGCUGGGUAAAGUACCCAAGGGAAAACAAGAUAUGAUUGCCAAGUUUGUGGAGGCACUUUACAAACAAUACAGAGAUCUCUACUUCACUUAUUUGGAGAUUAACCCUCUGGUGGUAACAGACAAGGUGUACAUCCUGGAUCUAGCCGCUAAGAUUGACGCUACAGCAGAGUAUAUGUGCAAGGCCCAAUGGGGUGAUAUUGACUACCCACCACCCUUUGGUAGAGAGGCAUUCCCUGAGGAAGCUUACAUCGCUGACUUGGAUGCCAAGAGUGGAGCAUCCCUCAAGCUUUCCAUCUUGAAUCAACAUGGCCGAAUCUGGACAAUGCUGGCAGGAGGUGGUGCUUCAGUUAUUUACAGUGACACAAUCUGUGACAUGGGUGGUGCGAGAGAACUGGCCAACUACGGGGAGUACUCAGGAGCACCCAGCGAGCAGCAGACCUAUGAGUAUGCCAAGACGAUACUGAGUCUCAUGACUCGUGAGAAACACCAGGAGGGGAAGGUACUCAUUAUCGGUGGGGGAAUUGCCAACUUCACCAACGUGGCUGCAACCUUCAAGGGUAUUGUGAGAGCCCUGAAGGAAUUCAAGACUAAGCUGAUUGAGUACGGAGUGUCCAUUUUCGUAAGGAGGGGUGGUCCCAACUACCAAGAGGGGCUGAGGGUGAUGAGAGAAUUAGGAAGUUCUCUGGGCGUACCGAUGCAUGUCUUCGGCACUGAGACCCACAUGACGGCCAUCGUUGGCAUGGCGCUAGGCAAGCGUGAGAUCCCCACCAUGCCCACCCCGGGGGACCAGACCACUGCCAGUUUCUUACUCGCCGGAAGCGCCUCUAAAAAGACUGUGGGCAGCCCGGACGAAGAAAAGCCCUUGCCUAAACCCUCAGCGGAUGGCGCUAAGAGUAGUGCGCCCUCUAGUGACCAGGGAGGACAGAGUCAAGCAGCCGGUGGAGUCGCAGAGGCUGGUGGUGAUGCAGGAGCCAAGAGGCAGCUGUUCACCAAUCAGACCAAGUCAUUUCUGUAUGGAAUGCAACCACGAGCCGUACAAGGCAUGCUGGAUUUCGACCACUCCUGCAGACGUGAAGAGCCCUCUGUUGUCGGCAUGAUUUACCCAUUCAGUGGUGACCACAAGCAGAAGUUUUACUGGGGUCACCGUGAGAUCCUGAUACCUGUCUAUAAGAGCAUGGAGAAAGCCAUGAAAACCCACCCCGAUGUGGAUGUGGUCAUCAACUUUGCCUCUCUACGGUCUGCAUACGACAGCACCGUUGAGGUAUUACAGUACCCUCAGAUCCGUACCAUCGCCAUCAUUGCUGAGGGAAUCCCAGAAAACAAGACCCGAAUGCUGAUCCAUCUUGCCCAGGAGAAAGGAGUUACAGUCAUCGGUCCAGCUACGGUUGGCGGCAUCAAACCAGGCUGCUUUAAGAUCGGCAACACCGGAGGCAUGCUUGACAACAUCCUGUCCUCCAAGCUGUACCGUCCGGGGAGUGUGGCGUACGUCUCCCGAUCUGGCGGUAUGUCCAACGAACUCAAUAACAUCGUCUCACGCAAUACUGAUGGUGUGUACGAAGGCGUGGCCAUCGGUGGUGACAGGUACCCAGGAACAACCUUCAUUGAUCAUCUUCUGCGAUACCACGAUGACCCCAAUGUCAAAAUGCUGGUCAUGCUGGGGGAGGUUGGUGGUGUGGAGGAGUACGAAAUCUGCAAGUCUAUCGAGACUGGUCGCAUGAACAAACCGGUAGUGGCAUGGUGUAUUGGAACGUGCGCUACAAUGUUCACGUCAGAGGUUCAGUUUGGGCACGCCGGAGCAUGCGCCAACGCGGAGAGUGAGACUGCAACCGCUAAAAACCAGGCGCUGAGAGUCGCUGGAGCAUACGUCCCAAAGAGCUUCGACGACCUCGGCGAGAAGAUUGGGGAAGUGUACAAUAGAUUGGUAGCAGAAGGAGUCAUCGUACCCAAGCCAGAGAUCCCCCCACCAACAGUCCCAAUGGACUACUCCUGGGCAAGGGAGCUUGGAUUGAUCCGCAAGCCAGCCUCAUUCAUGACGAGCAUCUGUGACGAGAGAGGUCAGGAACUGAUCUAUGCAGGAAUGCCAAUUACGGAGAUCUUUAAAGAAGAGAUCGGGAUCGGAGGUGUGCUGUCUCUCUUAUGGUUUCAAAGAAGACUACCAGCUUACGCCACCAAGUUCAUUGAGAUGUGUCUGAUGGUAACCGCUGAUCAUGGUCCGGCUGUAUCCGGUGCCCAUAACACCAUAGUAACGGCCAGAGCUGGUAAAGAUCUCAUCUCGUCUUUGUGCUCCGGACUUCUCACUAUUGGUGAUCGAUUCGGUGGAGCAUUGGACGCUGCAGCUAAGCAGUUCAGUACCGCUUACGAUUCAGGUCUGAUCCCUCAUGACUUUGUCAAUAAGAUGAGAGCAGAGCACAAGCUGAUCAUGGGCAUUGGGCACAGGGUCAAAUCGAUUAACAAUCCUGACAUGAGAGUAGUGAUUCUACAGCAGUAUGCCAUGGACAACUUCCCUGAGACGCCUCUAUUAAACUACGCCCUCAAAGUAGAGAAGAUUACCACUGCUAAGAAACCCAACCUGAUUCUGAAUGUGGAUGGUUUGAUUGGUGUUGCCAUGGUAGACCUGCUAAGGACCUGUGGAGCAUUUACAAUGGAGGAGUCUACUGAAUUUAUUGAGAUCGGCGCCCUCAAUGGUCUGUUUGUGCUAGGCAGGAGCAUGGGAUUUAUUGGACACUUUUUGGACCAGAAACGUCUGAAGCAAGGUCUUUACAGGCACCCAUGGGAUGACAUUUCCUAUAUCCUACCAGAAAUGGAAUAGACCAAAAAAAACAUGCACAUUCCAUGCAUCGCCAGAAGGGACCAGUAUGUGCUGGAGUGGGGACUUUUGCAGGUUAGAUUACAAAAAAAUUAGUACUAACACGUAAAGAUGUUGUCACGUAUUUCAGAACUCUUAAACAAAAUGUAUUUGUUAAGUUAUCAAUUCUUAUGAAGAAUGUGAGGAAAAAAAAGUUUAAUUAAUAUAUUAUUAAAAACUGUUCUAUAAACUUAUGUAAAAAAAUUAAUAUCAAAAAAUGAGUAGCGAUCAUUGUAUAUGACAAUUAAUGAUAACAUAAUCAGUAAAACAGACUGCACACAUGUAGUAUUUGGUUUUCAAGGUAUGAUUCUAGUGACCAACCAUUGAUUUUGCCAAACUCUUCCUAACUUAGGAUUAAUCUUAAUUAGGACCUUAGAUGUUAGGACGCAGCGAACCCAUCCUAAGUUAGGGCGAGCGGUACUCGUCUUUACUCGAGAUAGGAUUAAUCAUAGCGUUUUGUGAAAUCUGCUGCAGGCUGUUGGGUUGUGCAUAUCCGAAGAUUCCAAUCUUAUCUAGUGUAGUGGUUGAUUUAUAGAUUACAUUAUUUGACUACUCUCUACUGUGCCACAUGUUGGAAGUGAUACUGUAUAAAUUUUGCAUUCCAUUGCUCUAGUUUUAAAGGGAACAUAAAAAAUACCUUUGGUUUUAGGAACCGUUUGAUUGCUUUAUUCUAUACAAAUGUAGAUGUAUACAAUCAAACUAACAUGUGAAAUUUCAUACUCAAAAGGUGGUCAAGUUUUUGAAAUAUCGCCGAUAUUCGAGAGCGAUUAUGUCCCGGCAGGAAGAAUAAUCCGCAAUAGGAGACUUUCUCUGACGAUAGGUGGCAGCAGACUUACCGGGUAAAGCCAUUGUUCUCAGAUCAGUGCGCAUGUGUAGAACUGCGUAAACAAUGCAAAUUUACCCGGUAAGUCUGCUGCCACCUAGCGUUGGAAAGUCUCCCAUUGGAAUAGACAAUCUGAGAAACAUUACUGAUAGUACUGCUUCUCAGAUUACUUCUAAGUGAAAUGUUUCUGCAGAUAUUCAGCGAUAUACAUGUAUCUCAAAAAAGUGCCCACCUUUUAAAAUGAAUUUUCACAAGUUGGUUUUACGGUAUGUUCAGGCCUGUAUGCUUAGUUUUUGAAAGGGCAAGGGCACCAAGGAUUUAUCUCCUUGUUAAAGGGGACCUUCCAUUUCUACCAGAGCAUUUCAAGGGCACCAAGGCAAUUACCAGGGGGGCAAUGAGACAAUCACCUUUGUUUCCUCUGCGAGGAAUCAGGCCUGAUAAGAUUGAAGCAAACAGUAGGUUCCAAAAACCAAUCGCACAUAAUUUAUAUUCAUGGAUCUAGACAAACCCACUUGCUGAGAAGGGUCACCAUUGGGCGCCUCACUAGGAUCGUAGACAACAGUAAGAGUUCCCCCUUGUGGUUUAUUACUUGACAAUACAAAUAAUAUGUUUCCACCCCUUGGGGUAAAACUCUAGCUUCUUGAACGGGCUUAGAAGAAAAGCUGCUGAAGUGGGUCCGGGUUGGUUGAUAAAUCUGAGAUUGAUUUAUCUAGAAAGAAACAGCCCAGUUGUAAUUUGAUAAUUUAAAAAACAAACUGGAAAAACUAGGAAGUAAGGAAGUUUGAAUGUACACAAUCGAAAAUGUUGUUUUAUGAAUGCCACAUAAUUUGAGGGAAAGGUAAAAGCAUUAUUGUUUGUUUUUGAAAGAAGAGUACAUUAAUCCACGAUCAGUUUUUUUUUAAUAUGGCCGAGUGGUUUAGAGCAUCGAAAUCAAGUUCUAGUUAUCGGAUGUGGGUUUGAAUUCUAGCCCAUGACACUUGUGUCCUGGAGCAAGAUGCUUCACAAUGGUUGCUUCUUUUCACCAAGGGUACAAAUGGGUGGCAAGCUUAAAGUCAAGGAUGCAAAACAUUAACUUUCAUGUAAUUUUGUACCGUUGAUAAAGCAGUGACUAACAUUACUGAAGUGGUGGACGUACACAAGCGGGCUGAGGUGUGGAACAUUUGGUUUGAGGUUAAAUUCAAUUGCGGCCAUUUGGAACGAACGUUGACGUGGGAAUUUGGGGGCAGGGUCUAAGUAAGUAAUUGGGGGCAUUUCCCCAUAUUGUCAACCCCCAUCUUUAGCAGCGCUGCUACCAAAUACAGGGAAAAAAAACAUCUGGCAAAAACUUGGAAAAAAUUGAGUGGUGCUCGGUGGUGGUGUAGUUACUGAUUACAUUGAUGAUUAUUUUUUUCAUUCUUUCUACUUUACACCCCCUCCUACAUUAAAAAAUGUAUAAAUAAAUGCCAACAACAAAUAUUUAUGUAAUGUUAAAAUUUUUAUUAAAAAGUAUAUUACCUGUAUGAGAAAAUAUAAUCGGAUGGUUUAUAGCCGGCAGAGAAACAUUAAUUUAGGGUUCCUAGGCUGUUUUCCCAGAUUUGGCUUUCAAAAUUUUGUUCAAAAAUUAGUCUUAUUUCCCAAAUGUGGAAAAAAAGUGUUGGCAACUCAAAAAGAAUAUUUUUAAGUUUUAAGACAAAAAUGAGUAGUCUGAUAGUUUUCCUGUAAUUAUGUUUAUGUUUAUUGUGAUACUUUAUUAGGAUCAGUUACGUUUUCAGAAAUAUAUUCCCAAGAGUUUCCAUUUACGGAAAUAAAAUACUAUAUUGUCCAAAAUGUUGA